Messenger RNA from Pungitius pungitius (ninespine stickleback), 1124 nucleotides. RefSeq names its product HD domain containing 2 (gene hddc2). Bases 53 to 667 code for a protein of 204 amino acids. The record is from RefSeq and is a predicted model, not a curated record. Gene Ontology annotation, cellular component: cytoplasm. Gene Ontology annotation, molecular function: 5'-deoxynucleotidase activity. Lineage: Eukaryota; Metazoa; Chordata; Actinopteri; Perciformes; Gasterosteidae. The transcript is spliced from 6 exons.
UCAGCAAAACACCGUCACACUCUACUCUCUAUAUCCGGGUCAGAGGUCAGUAAUGGCGGCCACCAUGGAGACAGCAGCCGGCAUGAGCAAUAUGCUGCAAUUUAUGAAAUUUAUCGGACAGCUCAAAAGGGUCCCACGCACUGGAUGGGUGUACAGGAACGUAGAGAAACCAGAGAGUGUAUCGGACCACAUGUACCGCAUGGCCAUGAUGGCUCUGACCAUCACAGACCCCACAGUGGACAAGGACAGAUGCAUAAAGCUGGCCCUGGUUCACGACAUGGCAGAGUGCAUUGUGGGAGACAUCGCUCCAUCGGACAACGUCAGUAAAGCUGAGAAACACAGGCGGGAAGAGGAAGCGAUGAGACAUUUAUCAGCUCUUCUGCCGGAGGGACUCAAAGAGGAGAUUUACGGGCUGUGGGAGGAAUACGAGAGUCAGAGCAGUCCGGAGGCCCGCUUGGUGAAACAGUUUGACCUCCUGGAGAUGAUCCUGCAGGCCCACGAGUACGAGGAGCUGGAGGGAACACCGGGAAGACUGCAGGAGUUCUUUGACUCCACCAACGGCCGUUUCCAGCACCCGGACGUGCUGCGGCUCCUGAGCUCUCUGAACGAAGAGCGAGGACGUCCCGCGACUCCAAGGGAUGAAACUGAGAAAUCCGGAAGGCCUUAAAAUGCCACAAGAUGAGGAGACGUGGAAGGCCGCGCACGGAUAUCCUCCACGCGCACGUGGCUUCUUUAGUUUUAUGCACACAGUCCUGGAAAAGACUGCACCGGAUAAUAUGCAAACACACGAAUCUGUCAAAAAUGUUAUGACGUCAUCGUAACACUGUAUUAAAACUUGAGAUGCAGAUAGAAAUUCCAAUUUGUCUUUACAUCAAUUGGUUUUUAUUUUACAUUUCAACUUAAUUGACAAAUACAUGUUAUAUAUGUGUAGGAUCUGCCAGAUGUUACAUUGUACAGUUAUCCAUUGACAAAUAUAAAGGUAGCAAAGCAUCAUUUCUGAUGUUGAAAAUUGAGCGAAUACGUGAUUGACAGCAGUCAGGAAACCCGUGGUCAGAUGAAGUCAUUUUCUGUUGUAGAAAACUUCACUUAAGCAUUUUAUUACAUUCGUUUUUUCUUUGACAUGU